This is a messenger RNA of Osmia lignaria (orchard mason bee), 1885 nucleotides long. RefSeq lists its product as uncharacterized. Lineage: Eukaryota; Metazoa; Arthropoda; Insecta; Hymenoptera; Megachilidae. The record is from RefSeq and is a predicted model, not a curated record.
UUUGUAUAUAUCUGUUUAAUUACUUUUCGAACGAAAUAUAAUGGCUCUAAAUGUAUAUGAUUAUAAAAGUCAUAUAGCACAAUGCAAUCAGAUCGGUAAAUUAGAUUAUUAUAUUGUGAAAAUACGAAGAUCAUUUUUGAAAGAAACUAAAAUUUCUAGUUGCGAAAGCCAGGAAGUGAUUUGUGAUACAUCGGACCAAUCAAUUGUAGAAUCAGAGAACCUGCAGAGCAGUGAAGAGAAUGUCUGUAUUUGUCCAACAGAUUCAGUAUGCACUUGUGCAUUAAGUGAAUCAGAUUCAUUAUGGACUUGUGCAUUAAGUUUGUCAGAUUCAGUAUGCAGUUGUGCAAUAAGUAAUUUAGAUUCAUUCGAUGAAGAACCACAGGAAUGCCACGAAGAAAAUGAUGCUUUUGUUUGUGAAAAUUAUUCACCAUAUCGCGAUGAAAUAGACGAAUCUACUUCAUCUAUCACCGAUCAAAAUUCCAAAAAGUCUCUCUCCGUCUGUAUCGACGAACGCUUUUCACCAUGCCACAAGAUCCAAGAAUCGGAAUCUUUAGUCGACAAGCUGCUUAAUCAGCUUCCUAAGACAGAAUAUAGAGAAGAAUCUCGCGAAUACUGGGAAAUGAUGUUGCAUUGCGAGAGGGCAGCGUUCCGAAGGGCAGCGUCAAAUUUGCCUUUGCCCUCGAGGGAGGCUCGUUUCUACUGGCACUUGUACUCAACCGCGACGAAACAACCACCUCUCUAUCAAAAGGAAUUAAAUCGUGCCUUUCAUGUUACCUUAAGCAAACUUAUACGUAGUGAAAAAGAUAAAAAAGGUAUCAGUAUCUGGGAACAACUAGUACGUCUAAAGACCUUUGAUCAAGUUGGUCGAAAAAAUCUAAUAAAUAAUCUUGUACGAUUCCUUUGCAUACAGACUGAACUGGAAUAUAUUUGUCUGGAAGGUUUGUCAUUAACGCCAGACGAAAGCGUUCGACUCGUAUCGGCGUUGUACAAUUCUCGUAAAACAAUGAGAUACGUGUAUUGUUGGCGCGCAUUCGAGAAAAUGGUAAACACUGGCCAUCGAGUCGAAUCAAAAUCUUAUGAGGAUAAAAGUAUCGAGAGAUACGACUGGUUUCGUGCGAUCGGUGCUUUGAAAUUUCUCACGACAUUGUCCGUAAACUAUGCAUACAUAGCAACACCCACGGGGGAUCUACUUAUCUAUCUAGCCAAAAAACUCGGUCCCAAUUGGCACUGGCUCCAAUUGUUGUGUUUGGAAGAAGACAUUGUCCGAAGGAGUAAUGGAGGCACGAUGAUCACAAACGGCGUCAUACCAGAAGUUGCUUGGCAGGAGGCUCAUUUUUUGGCACCGGCACUAAAAAUACAAUAUGCUAUUAUUGGAAUACCGAAUUACGAUAUUCACAAAUGGUUCUUUGCAAAAAGCACUCGAAUACAUACCUUUACACUAUCGUCGAGCGUUGAUCUGAGAUUUCGACAACCCUGGUAUCUGAAUUGCACAUUUAAGACACUUUAUUCGUGGUACUCGAACACUUUAGUAUACUUGUGUCUGCAAUUAUGGCAUAAUCGUGAGGAUUUGGAUCAUCAAUUAAACAAACUGUUCAUCAAUUUACCAUCGCUUCGAGUUUUUGAGUUUAUCGGUGAAAUUCGAAAACUGAAAACACUUUGCACCAUGUGUUUACAGAUACGAUCGUGCAAUUGCAAGGUUCAUUCUGUUGAUAUGCAGCUUCAGGACAUUUUACAUGGAGAUGUAGAUAAAGAAAAAUGGAUAAGGAGUGUAAAAUGUUUGAUGGUUUGUUUCAAACAUGAUUUUGAAAAGAUGAAUGUUAAAUUUAAUAUAGAUUUUUACUGCUGGUAAUCAAAACUCUUGUAUUGUGAAGCAACUGUAAACGUG